AUGGAGAAAUUCGAUCAAGUUCAACAGGCAAUUGAGCUCUUAGAACAAGACGAGAAGAAAGCCGACGAGGAACGAUCGAUCAUGGAGUCCAGAUAUUACCAAACUAGAGCGCUCAUUAACAAACUGUUGGAGAAAAAAGAAGAGGACAUCAAAGCAAAAAGUCAACCGGUGUACAAACUCCCAAAAUUAGAGCUUCCGACAUACAGCGGUGACAUACGCGAGUGGCCUGCGUUUAAAAACCUUUUCCAGUGUGCCAUGGACGGAGGAAACGUGCCGGAGCUGCAACGCAUGCAGUAUCUGAAGAGCUGCUUGAAGGGCGAAGCUGCGGGUUUGAUUAACUCCCUUCUUAUUCUCGACGGAAAUUUCAGUAAAGCCAUGAGUAUACUAGAAAACAGUAGCGGGGUCAGGGGUGCUAAGAAUCUCCGGCAAAGAUCCGGCUACCCGCCCCGACGACGACUGGCCCUGGUAACACACAACAUACGCACUAUGAGGACUGACGAAAAGAUCUGCGAGCUGGAAGAGGAACUGAGCAGGUUACACUGGGACAUUGUAGGGUUAUGCGAAGUCCGUAGAGAGGGGGAGGACACGACAACCCUGAAGUCUGGUAACUUGCUCUACCACCGGGAGGGCGACCAACAGUCCCAAGGUGGUGUCGGGUUUCUCGUUCACAAGUCCCUCGUAAACAACAUAAUAACCAUCGACAGUGUGUCGAGCAGGGUGGUAUACCUAAUACUCAGAAUAUCCAAAAGAUAUUCGCUGAAGGUCAUUCAGGUAUACGCACCGACCUCGUCACACUCCGAUGAUGAAGUAGAAGCUAUGUAUGAGGACGUAAGUAGGGCCAUACAUACUUCUAAAACCUACUUUACUGUUGUUAUGGGGGACUUCAACGCAAAGUUGGGCAAGAGAAGCGGGGAUGAGUUGAGAGUGGGGCAAUUUGGGUAUGGGCAACGGAACCCUAGGGGUCAGAGGCUGGCCGACUUUCUGGAGAGAGAGGAACUCUUCAUGAUGAACUCUUUCUUCCAGAAGCCGCCUCACAGGAAAUGGACCUGGAUGAGUCCUGACGGUUCCACGAGAAACGAGAUAGACUUCAUCAUGACCGACAAGAAACGGAUAUUCAGUGAUGUCUCUGUGAUCAACAGGACUAUUGAGCGAAACCAAGGCUCCAAAGUGUUCGCAAAGGACAAGUCUAUUGGGCAAAGCCAGCUGACAAAGCUGAAACGGGAAGAUGGCAGCAUAGCGUCGAGCAAAGCGGAGGUUUUAGGUGAGAUUGAGAGGUUCUAUGGACAGUUAUACACUUCGAUCGCAAAGCCCGUUGACAGCUUGGUAGGAGAUCCAAGAGCCAAGCUGUCCCGACAUUAUACCGAAGAUAUCCCGGACAUCAGUCUGUACGAGAUUAGGAUGGCCCUGAAGCAGCUUAAGAACAACAAGGCGCCGGGCAAAGACGGAAUCACUUCAGAGCUUCUGAGAGCGGGUGGAACACCGGUACUUAAAGUCCUCCAGAAGCUCUUUAAUUCCGUCUUGUCCGAGGGCAUAACGCCUGAAACAUGGAAUAGAGGCGAGGUGGUGCUGUUCUUCAAAAAAGGUGAUAACAACCUAUUGAAGAACUACAGACCCAUCACGCUUCUGAGCCAUGUCUAUAAGCUGUUUUCAAGGGUCAUCACGAACCGUCUCGAACACAGACUUGAUGACUUCCGGCCUCCCGAACAAGCCGGUUUCCGAAAAGGCUAUAGUACCAUAGACCACAUCCAUACGCUGCGGCAAGUUAUACAGAAGACCGAAGAGUAUAACUUGCCAUUAUGCUUAGCGUUUGUGGACUAUGAGAAAGCCUUCGAUUCGGUGGAAACAUGGGCGGUGCUUGAGUCUCUUCAGCGAUGCCAUAUUGACUAUCGGUACAUCGAAGUGUUGAAGUGUUUGUAUAGUAACGCCACCAUGUCGGUCCGAGUACAGGAGCAGAGCACGAGGGCGAUUCCAUUGCGAAGAGGCGUAAGGCAGGGAGACGUUAUCUCUCCGAAACUGUUUACUGCCGUAAUGGAAGACGCCUUCAAGCUCCUGGAAUGGGAAGGACUUGGCAUCAACAUCAACGGCGAAUACAUCACUCACCUUCGGUUUGCCGACGAUAUCGUAGUCAUGGCAAAGUCGAUGGAGGAACUCAGCAUGAUGCUCGAUGACCUCAACCGAGUUUCACAACGGGUGGGCUUGAAAAUGAACAUGGACAAGACGAAACUUAUGUCAAAUGCCAAUGUUGUGCCCAUCCCAGUCUCUGUUGGGAACUCGGUACUCGAAGUUGUUGACUCGUACAUCUACCUAGGACAAGUAGUCCAAUUAGGUAGGUCCAACUUCGAGAAAGAGGUCAACCGCCGAAUCCAACUCGGUUGGGCAGCGUUCGGGAAACUACGUAAUGUCUUUUCGUCCGACAUACCUCAGUGCCUCAAGACGAAAGUCUUUAAUCAAUGUGUGUUACCAGUGAUGACUUACGGCUCCGAAAGUGGUCUUUCACUAUCGGCCUCAUCUCAAAACUUAAAGUCGCUCAACGAGCUAUGGAGAGGGCUAUGCUCGGAGUUUCUCUACGUGAUCGAAUCAGAAAUGAGGAGAUCCGUAGACGAACUAAAGUCACCGACAUAGCCCACCGGAUUAGCAAGCUGAAGUGGCAAUGGGCAGGCCACAUUGCACGCAGAGAAGAUGGCCGAUGGGGUCGAAAAGUGCUCGAGUGGAGACCACGGACUAGCAAGCGCAGCGUAGGACGUCCACCCACAAGAUGGACAGACGAUCUUGUUAAGGUCGCCGGAAGACGCUGGAUGCGGGUCGCUUCCA
Messenger RNA from Cydia splendana, 2811 nucleotides. RefSeq lists its product as uncharacterized. Bases 1 to 2622 code for a protein of 873 amino acids. Lineage: Eukaryota; Metazoa; Arthropoda; Insecta; Lepidoptera; Tortricidae. Gene Ontology annotation, molecular function: catalytic activity. The transcript is spliced from 3 exons. The record is from RefSeq and is a predicted model, not a curated record.